Messenger RNA from Danio rerio (zebrafish), 4556 nucleotides. Lineage: Eukaryota; Metazoa; Chordata; Actinopteri; Cypriniformes; Danionidae. The record is from RefSeq and is a predicted model, not a curated record.
CAUGGAUGCAACAGGAAAAGAGCACCAAAAAAUGAGCUAAUUUUCUCUCAUUUCCCAUUUUGAAGGACAUGACACAGUAUGAGAUGUGUGGCGUAGAUGAAAAUGCAACUUCCUGUUAAGACAGGGCCUUAACGAAAAGCUGAAGGCGAGAGUGUCUCUGACACGGCUCUGCUGUCUCCAGACCCAACAAAAAACAGCUAAAGGAUUUCUUUUUUUGAAGGUGGAAACUCACCGACAACAGGAGCGACCCAUCAGACGCAUAAGAACACGACAUAUGGUGUCUUAAGAAGAGGCGUUUGAACUUUUGGAAAUGGCGAGAUUUUUUGCGAUAGGACCCUUGGUUUUGGUCCUAUGCUUGGUCCUAUGUUUCGGUACCUCACCCAUGCAAACUUCUUCUAAUAUCACCACAUCUAAACCUCCAGACUCAGCCAUUUCUAACAAUUCAUCAAUCCCACAUGCAGAUAACUCCACCAAAGUGUCCUCAGGUGAAUCAUAUGCUGGUACAGGUACCACAGAAAACCAAGAGAAAUGUCGGUACAACAUAAUAUGGAAUGAGAAUGAAGCAAUAAUCAAUGUGUCUUCAAUCAACGAUAAAACAAGUGACCAUAAAAACCAAAAGUACAGAAUAGAGUUAAAGCAAAACAAUGAGACAAUCAGCAAUGGACGUUCUCCCCUCACAAUACCACUGAAAAAAGUAGAACCAUGCACUAACUACACUAUCCACGUUGACAACUGUUCUUUGCAAGAAAAAAACUCUUUUCAUUUUAAUGCAACUGAAAGUAAAAUCCAUACUGCAAAACUUCAUGGGGAUGACCAAGUGUGUGUUGAAGAUGGCACAUGGAAUUUGACAAAAUGUGUCAAUAUAGAAACCAAAGACUCCUGCCUUCAGAGCCCAAUUGUCUUUAUCCAAAGUGAAUGCACCUACACAAUAAAAAUCCACAUGCCUCCUUUAAAACCUGAAAUACAGUACAACGAAACAAUUCCAACUAAGUUUGUGUGGGAAAAUAAACCCAAAGAGUGUAAUGAAAGCAACUUUAACGUCCAUUGUGAUAAGGAAAUUUCAGGCUUUAAAGUGAAUCAGGAUGUGUAUUUAAUACCUUCCAAAAAGUACAACUGCAUCGGAAAAUAUGAAUUUAAUGAUACCAUCUCUGAAAGCAACAACACAGAAAUUACUAUCAGUUGCGAUUGGAAAAAUGAGACUUACAUUCAGAAUUUAACUAGCAGCUCAUUUGAGAUUGUAUGGACUCUGUCUCCAGAGGAAAAAUGCCAAGGAAUUAAAUGGGAAGGUUUUUCAGGAAUUUGUAAUAAUGUUGUGCAACGUAAAUGCCAAUUGGUAAAUGACACAACUGCAAACUGUGCAUUCACGGAUUUAAAACCAUUCACUGACUACAGUUGCAGUCUUACAGCAAAGGUCAAAGAACUCGGACACUUUGAUACAUAUAAAAGUUUUAUUGAGGAAAAAACUAAGUCUUUCCAUCCCAUUUUUAAUCAAACUAAUCUCAAUACAACAGAUAUCAAUCAAUUUUAUUUAACUCGCAAUUCUAUUGUUGUGAAAUGUAAGAAGAAAUUGGAAACACCUGACUGGAAUGGACAAGUGGGAUAUUAUAUAGCCAUACUCCUCAAUAAUGGAAAAACAGAACAAAACAUAACGAAUAGAACGUCCUGUACAUUUUUGUUUGAAAAUCUAUCCUACCACACAAACUAUAUCAUUAAGAUUACAGCCAGGAACAAAGAGGGAAAUGAGACCACUAUUUCAGCUUCCAUAUCCACUAGCUAUAAUGAAAAGGCUGUAAUCGGAUUCUUGGCGUUUCUCAUCAUAGUCACUUCAGUUGCUCUCCUUUUUGUGUUGUACAAAAUUUUCCUGCUCAAAAGAAAACGGACUCCUGAGGAAGAUGAGAUUUGUCUUACACAGCCCCUGCGCAGGGUUGAGCCCAUCUAUCCAGAUGGUUUAAUUGAUGCUUAUAGGACCAAGAUCGCUGAUGAGAGCCGACUGUUUAUGGAUGAGUUUCAGAGCAUUCCCCGAAUUUUCAACAAUUACACCAUCAAGGAGGCGAAGAGACCAGAAAACCAGUCCAAGAACCGCUAUGUUGACAUCCUGCCUUAUGAUUAUAAUCGUGUUACUCUGUCAUCUGGAAGCUAUGGUGACUACAUCAAUGCCAGCUUUAUUGAGGGUUAUCAAGAGCCAAAGAAAUACAUUGCAGCCCAAGGACCCAAGGAUGAAACUAUUGUUGAUUUCUGGCAAAUGAUGUGGGAGCAGAAGUCAUCCAUUAUUGUCAUGGUCACCCGCUGUGAGGAAGGAAAUAAGGUCAAAUGCGCCCAGUACUGGCCUUGUCUGGACAGAGAGACUGAGAUUUUUGAUGAUUUUGUGGUUAAAAUUAAAACUGAGGAACACUGCCCUGAUUAUAUCAUUCGCCAUCUGGUCCUGGCCAAUAAGCGAGAGAAGGCCUCAGAAAGAGAAAUCACUCAUAUCCAGUUCAUCAGCUGGCCGGACCAUGGCGUGCCUACAGACCCCGGUCAGCUUCUGAAGCUCAGGAGAAGAGUCAACUCCUUCAAAAACUUCUUCAGUGGCCCUAUAGUGGUCCACUGCAGUGCUGGUGUUGGGCGUACAGGAACCUAUAUUGGCAUUGAUGCAAUGAUUGAGAGUCUGGAAGCAGAGAACAGAGUUGAUAUCUAUGGAUUUGUCGCAAAACUACGUCGCCAGCGUUGCCUCAUGGUGCAAGUGGAGGCCCAGUACAUACUGAUCCACACAGCUCUAAUAGAGCACAAUCAGUUUGGAGAGACAGAGAUCCUCCUGUCUGAGUUCCACUCAGUGCUCAACACCAUCAGAGAGAAACAAGGCAAUGAGAGCAUAAUGGAAAUAGAGUUCCAGAAAUUGCCGAAAUUUAAAAACUGGAGAACUAUCAACACAGGAAGCAGCGAAGAAAACAAGGACAAAAACCGGGACUCCAAAGUCAUCCCAUAUGAUUAUAAUCGAGUGCUGUUUCGGCUGGACAUUGCGGGAAACCAGACCAGCGACCCUGAGGAUGACACAUAUUCAUCAGAUGAAGAAGAAGAAGAAUCUAAUGAAUACAUCAAUGCUUCAUUCUUAGAUGGCUACUGGUGUCAGAAGAGUCUGAUCGCAGCACAAGGGCCUUUACCAAACACAACAGCAGAGUUUCUGCUCAUGCUGUACCAGCAGCAAACUAAAACAGUUGUUAUGCUCACAGACUGUCAAGAGGACGGCAAGGAUUUGUGCAGUCAGUAUUGGGGAGAUGAAAAGAAAGUGUUCGGAGAUAUGGAAAUCGAGGUGAAAAAGACAGAAAGCUUCCCAACAUAUGUAAAACGUCACCUGGAAAUACAAUCCACAAAGAAGAACGAAAUCUUGGAGUUAGACCAGUACCAGUUCCUGAAAUGGAAAAGCAGUGAACUUCCAGAAAAUGCUCAGGAGUUGAUAGAAAUGAUAAAGAACAUCAGAGAGAACGGCAAAUAUGAUAACAGCAAAAAAAACAGGAGCAUCCCUAUAGUAGUGCACUGCAGCAAUGGGUCAUCGCGUACUGGACUUUUCUGUGCUUUGUGGAAUCUUAUGGAUUGCUCAUUAACAGAAAAGUUGGUUGACGUCUUCCAAGUGGUCAAAAACUUGCGCAAGGAGAGACAGGGAAUGGUGGAAACAUUUGAGCAGUAUCAAUUCCUCUACACGGCUCUGGAGGGCGCCUUCCCGGUGCAAAAUGGCACUGUAAAGACACCGGCUGCAACCGACAGCGCGGAGAUCAUAAACGAAACACCUGUGCAGAUUAACGAAACCACCGCGCUCCUCGCAGAGCCCGCCGCUGAGGCCGCCACCGAGCCCGCCAACAGCACUCCUGUUCCCGUACAGAAGGAGACGGAAGACGGUAAAACAGAGAGCAGUGAGCCAGAGGCCAAGGAGAACAGCAGUGCCGCGGCUUCACCAGCAGAGGGAGACAGUGAGAAAAACACACCGGAGGCCACAACCAACGGGCCCGCCGCCACUGUUGAAGCUUAGCCAUUUUUAUUCAGCUAACAGUUACAUUUUACUGAUUCGACACCAAGUGUCUCUGCCAAAAUUGUAAAAAUUAAUAUUUCGGAUAUUUUUUGUUAUAUUUUAGUUUUUACAGUACAUUUGUUGUCAUUUGAUCGGCAUGUUACUGAUCCUUUUAAACUUUUCCUCUCAGGUUUGAUUUUUUUCUGUGUAAUUAUGAUAUUUGUGACAAAUCUGUUUAUAUUGAUUGUUUAUUCACACGUGUAAAGGUGUUGCUUUAUGAUCUGAGUUUAUUAGGCUAUCAAAUUGCAUUUGAAUGUAUUGUAAAAUAGGACCUUACCAUUUUUUUUUAGAAAACUAUCAAAGCACAAUCUUGCGUCUAAAUUAUGUUGUAUUGGAAGUUUGAUGUGAAUAUAUUUUUUUUAUGUUCAAGAAUAACAAAAUAUGGCAAGGAUGACUUGUACUACAGCUGUCAUCAAACUAUCUUUCUUUUUACUGUGUGUUUCUGAAUCUUUCAUAGGCUACCUAUUUUCAUUUUAAGCAGAUGUAAGUUAACAAAAUAAUAAAGGCUUGAACAAUA